Molecule: messenger RNA, 5607 nt
Organism: Penicillium cinerascens
Lineage: Eukaryota; Fungi; Ascomycota; Eurotiomycetes; Eurotiales; Aspergillaceae
Product: putative AMP binding domain protein
Exons: 5
Coding region: 1-5607 (1868 amino acids)
Cellular component (GO): cytosol
Source: RefSeq, a predicted model, not a curated record
AUGGCGGAAGAGAGUCCGGAGCUCCAGGCCAAGUUGAAGGACUUGGACCAAGAACUGGAGGAUGGCGAAAUCACGCAGAAAGGUUAUCAGAAGCGCCGCACCAUUCUCCUCUCGCAAUAUCUCGGCCCAAAUAAGCCGCUCGAUAUCAACGCCCAUGCGCACGCAAGCCAGGAAGAGCCAUCAAAUGGCUCCCAUAUGGCUCCUCCUGCCAUAUUGAGCGUUCGACCGCCGACCGCCGAGUCAUCCCAGCCCGCUAUCGCUUCGCCAACCUAUGCCGGCGGUUACGAGGAGUCCACAAGCAGCGGAGGAUUCGGCUACAAUCAGGAAAGGCAACCCCCGCAGGUUGGAGCGCCCGGAUCUUCAGAGAGAGAUAGCACUGGCAUGUUACAGCCUGUUGAUCGAAUGCAAUCCUCCUCGUCGUACGAUUCGCUCUUCCUUCCCAGGCCUGGUCCUCCGGGGUCACAAGGUCCAGACGGUUCCAGGACCGCGACGUUGAUGAGCCAGAACUAUGCUUUCAAUCCCGAGGCUCAGCAGGGUUAUAGCCAGCCGGAAUACGCCCAACCCGAGUACGUGGACGACGGGAUGGGGGUUUAUGAUGGUGCUUACGAUCCGGCCUCUGGUGGGGUCACGCGACACUCGACUAUGCUUGAUUCUCAGCAGGGAUACUUUUCGGACUUUGCCGGUCAACAGCAUGAUGACUAUAGAGAGAGCUAUGGUGGUGGAUUCCAUCGUUAUUCCCAAUCUGGGGAAGCCUUCUCGCCGACAGCCAACAUGGCACCGCCGUUUAUUCCUCCCUCAGAGCUCCCCCAUGGACCGAUCAUCGAGCACCUGCUCCCUCUCGAACCGCGUGAUAUUCCCUUUGCGGUCAACGACCCUCAUGACAAGAACAUACCCAUGUCCAACUUCGAGAAUAUCCCGGCAGUCCUCCGACACCGCGCACGAGUCCAUCCGAAGCAGCCGGCGUACUGGGUGUUGGAUCAGAAAGGAAAGGAAAUUGCAUCUAUAACAUGGGAUAAGCUCGCUAGCCGUGCCGAGAAGGUUGCUCAGGUCAUUCGGGACAAGAGUAACUUGUACCGUGGUGACCGAGUCGCGCUGAUCUAUCGCGACACCGAGGUCAUCGAGUUCGCCGUCGCUCUCAUGGGCUGUUUCAUUGCCGGAGUCGUUGCGGUUCCUAUCAACAGUCUGGAUGAUUACCAAUCUCUUAAUUUGGUGCUUACCUCGACCCAGGCGCACUUGGCUUUGACUACGGAGAAUAACUUGAAGGGCUUCCAACGUGACAUCACCGCACAGAAGCUGAACUGGCCGCGAGGAGUUGAGUGGUGGAAGACCAACGAGUUCGGCAGCUUUCAUCCAAAAAGGAAGGACGACACACCUCCGCUCGUCGUCCCAGACCUGGCCUAUAUCGAGUUUGCUCGGGCUCCCACUGGUGACAUGCGUGGCGUGGUCAUGAGCCACCGAACUAUCAUGCACCAAAUGGCUUGCCUGAGCGCGAUGGUCUCGACGGUCCCAAAUGACUCGAAUGCCAGGCAAUACGCGGCCAAGGGAGAAACGAUCAUCAGUUAUCUUGACCCAAGACAAGGAAUUGGUAUGAUAUUGGGCGUUCUAUUGACUGUAUAUGGCGGUCAUACAACCGUCUACCACGAGGACCGGGCCGUUGAGACACCCGGUCUAUACGCCCACCUAAUCACCAAAUACCGUGCGACAAUCAUGGCUGCCGACUACUCCGGCCUGAAGAUUGCCGCGUAUAACUACCAGCAAGACCCGAUGGCGACUCGGCAUUACAAGAAGAACUCCGAGCCCAAUUUCAGCACUGUCAAACUCUGCCUGAUCGACACGCUUACCCUCGAUCCUGAAUUCCACGAAAUUCUGUCAGAUAGAUGGCUGCGUCCGAUGAGAAACCCACGGGCCAGAGAAAUUGUCUCUCCAAUGCUUUGCCUGCCUGAACAUGGUGGCAUGGUUAUCAGUGUGCGCGAUUGGCUUGGUGGUGAAGAACGGAUGGGAUGCUCCUUGACGCAUGAGAUGGAUCCAGCUAUCCGGGACGGGACCAAGAAAGAUGAUGCCAAAUUGGAAAAAUCCGAGACCAACACAGGCUUUGGUAGCAGUCUCCUCGGCGGCGGUCCUCGUAUCUCUGCGCCCAAGAGGGAGAGUACCAAGAAUGAGUUGAGUGAGGUUUUACUCGAUAAGGAAGCUCUCAAGAGCAAUGAAGUUGUCGUCCUAGCCAUGGGUGAGGAUGCUCGCAAGUACGCUAGCAGCAUGCCUCAUGCUGUUCGUGUCGGUGCUUUUGGUUAUCCAAUCCCCGAUGCGACAUUAGCAGUCGUUGAUCCUGAGACCAACCUCUUAUGUACACCCAAUGUCGUCGGUGAAAUCUGGGUGGACUCGCCAUCAUUGUCUGGAGGGUUCUGGGCGUUGCCAAAGCACACGGAGGCGAUCUUCCAUGCCCGACCUUACAAGUUUGAAGACGCCAACCCCACGCCUAUUCUUGUCGAGCCCGAAUUCCUCCGAACUGGUCUUCUGGGCUGCGUGAUCGAGGGAAGGGUGUUUAUAUUGGGUCUGUACGAAGACCGACUGCGCCAGAAGGUUGAGUGGGUUGAGCACGGCCAGGAGAUUGUCGAGCAUCGGUAUUUCUUUGUUCAACAUUUGGUUGUCAGCCUGUUGAAGAAGGUCCCCAAGAUCCACGAUUGUACUGCAUUCGAUGUGUUUGUGAACGAUGAACAUCUGCCAGUUAUUGUGUUGGAGUCCUUUGCUGCCUCGACCGCGCCAACAACAUCUGGCGGGCCACCGAGACAACUAGACUCGGUCCUUCUUGAUUCACUUGCCGAGCGCUGUAUGGAGGUUCUUUACCAGGAGCAUCACUUGCGCGUCUACUGUGUGCUUCUCACGGCCCCGAACAGCCUCCCCCGUGUGACCAAGAACGGAAGACGAGAGAUCGGCAAUAUGCUCUGCCGCAAGGACUUCGAGGCCGGCAUGUUACAGGCUGUGCAUGUCAAGUUCGGGGUUGAGCGUUCGGUGUUGAAUCUACCCGUGGGCGUUGACCCUGAGGGAGGCAUCUGGUCACCACUCGCACUGGCCUCGAGACAGGAGGUACUUGCGUACCAAGAGAAGCAGUACUCAGGUGUUGACUAUCGAGAUGUUGUCAUGGACGACCGCACCUCCACACCUCUCAAUAAUUUCAAGUCUAUUGUUGAUCUUCUUCAGUGGCGUAUCUCUCGCCAAGCCGAAGAGCUGGCGUACUGCUCUAUCGACGGUCGCGGUAAAGAAGGCAAGGGCAUUACCUGGAAGAAGUUUGACCAGAAAGUGUCUGCGGUCGCAACCUAUCUGAAGAAUAAGGUCAAGGUCCGGCCAGGAGAUCAUCUGGUGCUGAUGUACACUCAUUCAGAAGAUUACGUCUAUGCCGUCCACGCUUGCUUCUGUCUGGGCGUUGUCGCCAUUCCGAUGGCUCCGAUUGAUCAGAACCGCCUGUCGGAAGAUGCGCCUGCUUUCCUGCAUGCUAUCAGCGAUUUCAAUGUCAAGGCUAUCAUUGUGAACACGGAGGUUGACCAUGUCAUGCGGCAGAAGCUUGUCUCUCAGCACAUCAAGCAGUCGGCGCAGGUCCUUCGCAUCGGUGUGCCGGCCAUCUACAACACGACGAAGCCGUCGAAGCAGUCCCAUGGUUGCCGCGAGCUCGGAUACACUGUGAAAGACACCUGGCUUCAAGCGAAUCAGCCAGCUCUGAUUUGGACCUACUGGACGCCGGACCAGCGACGAGUUUCUGUUCAGAUCGGGCAUGAUACCAUCCUAGGUAUGUGCAAGGUGCAGAAAGAGACAUGUCAAAUGACAAGCAUGAGACCUGUGCUGGGUAGUGUACGCAGCACUUUGGGUCUUGGAUUCCUUCACACCUGCUUGAUGGGUAUCUAUGUCGGGGCCCCUACCUACCUUGUCUCGCCUGUCGACUUCGCCCAGAACCCGAUGACACUCUUCGUGACGCUCUCUCGCUACAAGAUCAAAGACACUUAUGCCACGAGCCAGAUGUUGGAUUAUGCCAUCAGUGCCAUGGCAGGCAAGGGCUUCCAGCUGCAAGAAAUGAAGAACCUGAUGAUUUCCGCAGAGGGUCGGCCCAGAACCGACAUCUACCAGAAGGUGCGCCUGCACUUUGCCUCCACCAGCCUGGACCGCACCGCGAUCAAUGUCGUGUACUCGCAUGUCCUUAACCCGAUGAUCGUGACCAGAUCAUACAUGUGCAUUGAGCCGAUUGAGCUGUAUCUGGACAUCCGUAGCCUUCGUCGCGGCCUGAUCUACCCCGUAGAUCCGGAUGCCGACCCAUCUGCUCUCUUGCUCCAGGACUCUGGAAUGGUGCCAGUCAAUACUCAGAUUGCGAUUGUUAACCCGGAGACUUGCACUCUUGCCCAUGUCGGAGAGUAUGGUGAGAUCUGGGUCCAAUCCGAUGCCUGUGCCCAGGGAUUCUACAGGUCUAAGCAGGAGUUUGACUCCGAGAGAAUGAAUGGCCGAGUUCUCGACGGAGACCCCGGCGUGCCCUAUGUCCGCACUGGGGAUCUGGGAUUCCUCCACUCAGUCACUCGUCCUAUCGGACCUGGAGGCCAGCCCGUCGAAAUGCAGGUGCUGUUUGUGCUUGGAAGCAUUGGUGAGACCUUUGAGGUCAAUGGGUUGAACCACUUCCCCAUGGAUAUCGAGAAUUCCGUCGAGAGAUGCCAUCGCAACAUCAUGAAAGGAGGAUGUGCUAUCUUCCAGGCCGGUGGCUUGAUUGUGGUCGUGGUUGAAGUCACUCGCAAGGCGUUCCUGGCUUCUCUCGUCCCGGUCAUUGUCGACGCAAUUCUGAACGAGCACCAGGUGGUGGCGGAUAUCGUUGCCUUUGUCUCCACUGGCGACUUCCCUCGCUCGCGUCUCGGCGAGAAGCAGCGUGGAAAGGUCCUGGCAUCCUGGGUGACCCGCAAGUUGCGCACGAUAGCGCAAUUCAGCAUCCGGGACAUGGGGGAUAACCCGUUCGCCGUCAUGAUGCAACACCGCGCCAGCCGAAGCUCUAAGCCUGGAAGCAUGAUGGGCAGCAGCAUGCGACGGUCGACCAUGAACCCAGAUUCGGAAAUUCCUGUGGUUCCACAGUCUCCCCCAUCGCGAUGCCCGAACAGGAACUCGAUGUCGCACCGGAAGCUCGAUACGCGGACGGACAGCCAUGUAUCUGCAGCUCCUGUUUCAUCAGCAACAUCUACGGUGCCCUACAUUCAGGAACCUCUGUCAGCCACGAUUCACUCAGCGGAUGACGACCAGCACUUCCCACACGAGUUACCCCAAGCAGCCUCUGGCGAGCCAGGUCCGACCCGAGAUUUCCGCUUCAGCUUUGAUAUCAUCAACACUCCCGUCGAGUCCUCGUUCCCUACGACUGAGCAACUCUCGACCGGGCGGGACUCGCUUCCUAGCCAGCAACCCGGAAUGUACGGUCAGGGUUCAAGCCCCACGCACGAUGAGUAUCGGCCGGGCACCCAAGAAAGCGGGCUGAGCGGUGAUUGGGCUCAAGAAGCCCUGAUGUACCAGUCCGCACUGGGAGGCGAGGACGGUCAAGAUGCCCAGCGCACCCCAGCGCAGAAACGCUAUGAUGGUGGUGACUACGGGAAUUAA